Molecule: messenger RNA, 388 nt
Organism: Puma concolor (puma)
Lineage: Eukaryota; Metazoa; Chordata; Mammalia; Carnivora; Felidae
Gene: SPINK2
Product: serine peptidase inhibitor Kazal type 2
Biological process (GO): negative regulation of serine-type endopeptidase activity; spermatid development
Molecular function (GO): serine-type endopeptidase inhibitor activity; protein binding
Source: RefSeq, a predicted model, not a curated record
GCCUGUCGCUUGUCCGACCUGGGCGCGCUCUGCGUGUCGCACGGGCACGGGAGCGGGCCGAGACCGGCGGGCGGGCCAAAGAGGGAGCAUGGCGUUCUUGGUGGUGCGCUUGGUGCUGUUGCUCCUGGCCGGGAACUUGGCAGCCUCUUUGGACUCCUCGAGCUCUGAGUUCAGCCAGACUUCAGAAUACAGAACACCAAACUGCAAUCAAUAUAAAUUACCAGGAUGUCCCAGAGACUUUAACCCCGUGUGUGGAAGUGACAUGUCCACUUAUCCUAACGAGUGUACUCUGUGCAUGAAAAUCCGGGAAGAUGGUCAUGACAUUAAAAUAAUCCGGAGUGGACCGUGUUGAUGGAGCAGUUUAUAGAAGAGAACUUGGAGAAACCAC